AUGGAUGCCCACGGCGGACACUACCUCAACAAAGAAGCCGUGUUGUCACCGCUCGGGGCAGCCCGAAUGUGCCAGUUGCUGUUCGGCUGCACCAUAAUCGCCCUUGUGUCCCACAGCGCAGGCUACAGCGCCACCUACGGACACUUCUGCAUGUUUGUGUGGUGCUUCUGCUUCGCUGUCACGGUGGUAGUGUUCAGCCUGGACAUUACAAGACUCCACAGCUGCAUGCCUAUCUCGUGGGAUAAUUUCACAGUGGCUUUUGCCAUGCUGGCGACACUCAUGUACAUCACCGCCUCUGUGGUCUACCCCGUGUACUUCCUCGACAUUGAGUGCCCUAGCGAGGGCUGUGAGGAACAAGGCUACCGCAUUGCUGUGACUGUGAUCUCCAGCCUCUGUUGUUUUCCUUACGGGGCUGAAGUUUUCAUAACGAGGGCAAAACCUGGAACUGUGGUGGGUUACAUGGCAACCGUGUCUGGUCUACUCAAGGUGGUACAGGGAUUUGUGGCCUGUAUAAUUUUUGGAGCCCUGGACAAUUACAGCGAGUACAACAACUACAUAGCUACUGAGUACUGUGUGGUUGUGUACAGCUUGUGCUUCUCAAUCACUGUGUUAGUGGUCUUAGCUGCAAUAUCCGGGAAGACCUCUGCCCUGCGGUUCCCUUAUGACCGGUUUGUGGUCAUCUACACUUUCAUGGCUGUGAUUCUCUACCUCAGUACCGCACUGAUUUGGCCCAUCUUCAGCUUUGACAAAAAAUACAGCUCUACUGAUCGUCCUGAGAACUGUCCACGUGGAGAAUGUCCCUGGGACAGCAAGUUGGUGAUUGCCGUCUUUUCCAACGUCAACCUUAUUCUUUAUUUUGCUGAUUUGAUCUACUCCCAAAGGAUUCGCUUCGUCAGUAACGCUGUAGUCUGAAAAAUGGCCGUUGGUCAUUGCAGACAUUUGUUCAUAUCAAUAACUCGAU
Molecule: messenger RNA, 961 nt
Organism: Entelurus aequoreus (snake pipefish)
Lineage: Eukaryota; Metazoa; Chordata; Actinopteri; Syngnathiformes; Syngnathidae
Product: myeloid-associated differentiation marker-like protein 2
Exons: 1
Coding region: 1-912 (303 amino acids)
Cellular component (GO): membrane
Source: RefSeq, a predicted model, not a curated record